AUGUCCAGACUUCAGGGGCUGAAGGUGUUCAUCAGCCAGCGGCUCACCGCCGCGGUGGACGACAUCCUCGGACAGUUAGAGAGAACAAUACUGGAGUAUGAGGAGGAGACGGAGCGACGCCAUCGCGAUUUUCUGGAUGUGGUUUUAACGGCUGAGAUGAGGCAGCACAGAGCAGAGAUCCGGCAGCUGCUGGUGGAUAAAGAAGGUGUUACUACUGGACAACAGCCAGAUAAGAGCUCCAGUUUGGACCAAAAAGACCCAGAUCCCGAUCCACAGCCCAUACAAAUUAAAGAGGAACUUGACGAGGACGAUGUCACAAAGUUAACAUUCAGUCCCAUUCUUGUGAAGAGCGAAGACGACGACGACGAUGAUGAUGAGGAGGUGGAGGAACCUCAGUCUUCACAGCUUCUGUGCAGCCAAACCCAGGAUAACAUAAUCAUUUUGGAGGAAGAAGACAGUUGUGGUCCUGAAUCAGAAACGGAUGACAAGAGCUCAGUGUUUGUGCAACCAAAGCCUGAAGUCGGUGCUGAUGAUUAUAACGUGAUCCUAGAACCUCGUCCUCGCAGCUCCAGCAACGCCACGCAGAGGAGGCCAGGCACGGCGGGAGAGGACCGGAAUCCAGCGUCGGGCCGGACCAGGACGGGCAUCCACAGGCGGGAACGGCUUUUGGUUUUCAUCAGGGAACGGAGCACAGUGGACCCUCCGCAAACUGUCCCGGAUGGAGUAUCAUCCACUAUUUUGAAUUUUAUUGCCAUCCUUAUGAGACUAUGGUUAAUCACAGAGCGUUGUUUUAAGUUUUGGACCGGUGGCGGUUUGUCCUCCGGAGUCUGGGAAGACGCCCACAUCUCUGGGAACGUGAAGCCGAAAUGCAGGAUAAAGCAGCCCUCUGUUAGCAGGUAUGACCAGCAGAGCCAUCAGGCAACACAAACUCUUCAAGAUGUUUCGUGGUGCGAGGCCUCGCCCGGACACUGGUGGUACUUGAGCUCCGUGUACCAGGCGAAGCUCUUCUUGCACACCUCGCAGCUGUACUUCCUCUCGGCGGCGUGCACCGACAUGUGGGACUGCAUGCUGGCCUUGUUGGUGUACUUCUUGUCGCACACGGGGCAGCUGAAGGGCUUCUCCCCCGUGUGGGUGCGCAUGUGCACCUUCAGGUUGGAGCUGGAGGUAGGAGCUGUAGCGGAAGGCCUUGCUGCACAGCGUGCAGCUGUACGGCUUCAGGUCGUUGACGUACUUCACGCCCGUCUCCGCCGCGUCCUGUUUCAGGGGGUUGGAGCUGGCCUGUGGUUUCUUGUAGUCCUUCCAAAAGUCGCUGUCCACGCUGUCGUCGCUCUCGGGCUGCAGGGACCCCGGCGGUUUGUCCUCGGGACCGCUCGGGGGAUUUUUCCCAGAAUCGCUCUCAGAGUUCAGGCCGGACUGAGGCCCUCUGGCCUCCUUCCAGAAAUCGCUGUCUGCGCUGUCGUCGCUUUUACAGGACAGCGCCCCCGGACCUGCCGAGUCGGCGUUCUUUGCCGGCUCUGGCUGUUCUGCCGAGCCGCCGUUGUCCUCGGCCUGGCUGUCAUAAAGCUGCCAGGGCUGGGGUUUCUUUUCGUCCUCCUCUGUCUUAACUGGGACGGAGCCGAAGGUGAAGGUGGUGACUUCAGUCUCCUCCGGUUCCUCUUUAACCUGCGGAGGCUCUGGCUCCUCCUGUUUCACCUCCUCCGUGAGGUCCUCUUUUACUGCCAGCUGCUGUAUGUCCGUCUUAAUGUCGCUUUCGGGGGCUUCGCUGGGUUGCUCGGGGGUUAA
Menidia menidia (Atlantic silverside) is the source of this 1782-nucleotide messenger RNA. The record is from the annotation of a GenBank genome assembly. NCBI's taxonomy places the organism in Eukaryota, Metazoa, Chordata, Actinopteri, Atheriniformes, Atherinopsidae.